Protopolystoma xenopodis is the source of this 327-nucleotide messenger RNA. The record is from the annotation of a GenBank genome assembly. Lineage: Eukaryota; Metazoa; Platyhelminthes; Monogenea; Polystomatidea; Polystomatidae.
AUGCCUCAGCGCAGCGAAAUCCAGGCCUGGCUGGCGCUCCAACCGGCCGGCAGCGGCGGCGGCGGCGGCGGCGGCGGCACCAUCUGCUCUCCCGACGCCUUCACUCCGGUCGCUGCAGCCUCGUUCACCGCCAACCCAUUCAACCCUCCUCACGGAGCUGGUCCGUCCAGUCUGUUGACCCUUUCUCUAGGCGCCCCAGCCAAUUGGGUCGCCUCUUCAGCCGCUCCUCUUGCCUCCACCUCGAAAUGUACAGACUCGUCUCUCGUGCCGUUGUCCAGGCCAACUGAGCUGACUCCGCGCGACGACCGGACGACGUUCACUCCUUGC